Molecule: messenger RNA, 834 nt
Organism: Exophiala xenobiotica
Lineage: Eukaryota; Fungi; Ascomycota; Eurotiomycetes; Chaetothyriales; Herpotrichiellaceae
Exons: 1
Coding region: 1-834 (277 amino acids)
Source: RefSeq, a predicted model, not a curated record
AUGCGCUCCAUAGCGCCCAUCCUCGUCACCUUCCUCUUUUCUGCAGCGCAUGCCGUAAAUAACGGUGGCUACUCGCCGUUUCACAACCCCGUCCUCGGUCUUUCGAACAAUGGACCCCUAGUCAAGAGACAGAACAACUGCCAGUCAGGUUACAAUUCAUGCUCGAGCCUUGGGGCGGGUUCUGCAUGCUGUCCACAGAAUGCCAAUUGUGCUCUGGAUGAUGCAGGGAACAUUGCAUGCUGCCCUUCAGGUGCAGAGUGCACCGGUACAAUAGCUGGGACAGCGACUGGGUCACAGACCGUUACAUCAAGCUCUUCGGGAUUUGUGCUAGGAGGCACCACGACCUCGAGCACCCCCAUCACAACUUCUCCCGGGAUUACCUCCUUUACAACCGGCGUAGCCGGCGGCGGCUCUACUGUCCCCAACAAUUUCUACCCCUUUAUCUACAUCCCAACCUCGUACGCCAAUGCCGAUUUGUGCACAAGCGCAUAUUCCAUGUGUCAAGCCCAAUCGACUUCUUGUUUUGCCUCGCUGGCCGGGGCCAACGGAGUGACGGUGUCAGGGCUUGGGGGAGGGAUAACACAACAGGGAACUACUGGAACAGUCUUGAACUCGGCAAGCACCAUCUGCAGCUCACUGAGCGCUCAAGGAUGCUACAAUCUGCGAGAAACACAAUGCAGCAUCUUCGGCAGCGGCUCUGCAGGCACUACCGCGACAUCUUCGAACGGUUUUGUCCAGGUCGGGAAUGACGGCCCACGACAAACUGCUUGUCCAGGAAUGCUUUAUGCUGCAGGAGCUGGAGCUGUGUUUGGCGCGAUUGGUGGCCUAGUAUAA